AUGUCGACUGCAAAGCCUAUCUCGGAUCCAGUAGCGGCGAAGAAACCAAGCAAGGACCACCCGUGGUGGAUAGAGGUCCGACAUAGCCUCGAGACCUACAGUAAGAUCCCUCCGGAAGAAGUAUCAAAGCACAUCUACACCAUAGUACGUGAAUCCAUCUUCCCAUGUUACAUCUUUCUGAGGCCAUUGCAGCGCGAAAAAGCAUGGAACAUUCGUCCGUACCCCUGCACUGGCAUUGGCGCCUUCCUGCUACCUAGCAUAUCUCGACAUCCCGCCUACCCUUCCAUCCUCUCACGUCUCAAAUCCGGUGACAAGCUUCUCGACGUCGGAUGCUACGUAGGCCAAGAUCUUCGACGCCUUGCGCUCGACGGUUCACCUACUGACGGUCUUUACGGAGUCGAUAUCGUCAAUCACUGGGACCUCGGAUACGAGUUUUUCAACGACAAAGAUCGUUUCCUGGCCUCUUACAUUGAGUCUGACAUUUUGUUUCCCAAUGAAGCGCUGGGUAACCUAAAUGGCCAAAUGGACGUCAUCUUCAUCGUGCAUGUUCUGCAUCAGUGGGAUUGGGAGACGCAGAUUCUGGCGUGCAAAGAGCUGGUGAAGCUGUCGAAGCCGGAAGCUGGCAGUCUGAUAGUGGGGUAUCAGGGUGCGACGAAAGACAUUGUGGCAAGGACGAAAUGGAAUAAGGAGAACAACCAGAACGAAUUCACGCUGCAUGACGCAGAGACUUUUAGGCGCAUGUGGGAUGUCGUGGGAAAUCAGACAGGGACGAAAUGGAAAACGGAAGCGGAGAUUGUGCCGGAAAAUGAGUUGGAGUUUCGGCCGCAGGAUACGAGUUAUCUUGGGCCUGAUUUCGGACUGUUGCGCUUCCUCGUGACAAGGAUUGUUUGA
Parastagonospora nodorum SN15 is the source of this 891-nucleotide messenger RNA. RefSeq lists its product as hypothetical. The record is from RefSeq and is a predicted model, not a curated record. NCBI's taxonomy places the organism in Eukaryota, Fungi, Ascomycota, Dothideomycetes, Pleosporales, Phaeosphaeriaceae. The transcript is spliced from 2 exons. Bases 1 to 891 code for a protein of 296 amino acids.